AUGUUUUAUUCUGAACAACUCCUGGCAAAGACCGGGCCUCUGGCUCGCGUCUGGCUUGCCUCCAACGUCGAGCGCAAGCUCUCAAAGACCCAGAUUCUCCAGUCGGACAUCCAAAGCAGCGUCGGCGCGAUCGUGGACCAAGGUCAUGCUCCGAUGGCUUUGCGCUUGAGUGGUCAAUUGAUGUUGGGUGUCGUGCGCAUCUACGGAAGGAAGGCUCGCUAUCUGCUUGAUGACUGCAACGAAGCCCUCAUCAAAAUUCGCAUGACAUUCAAAUCGACUAACAAUCAUGAUUUGCCUGCACAUGCUACCACCACCGUUGAUCUCAACUUGCCCGAACUACUCACAAUUGACGAUCUAUUCUCGCCCAUGGAUUUUGCCUAUCCCAUGACCCAGCAACCCCAGAUCACGGUGGACCAGACCCAAGAUUUAGAAGACGAUUGGACUUCUUCCCUUAAUCCUCAACAGAGUAGCACUCAAUCCAUGCUGAUUCCAGGCGAGGAAGACGCGCUGUACAACGAAGAUGAUUUUACGUUGGACUUUGGGGAACACAACGACAUAUCCGUCAGCAUCAACGUCGGCAGAAAUGCUCCCACUCCCAAACCCGAUCACGAAGAUAUUCUUGCUGAUGAGGAGCCACUCAUUUAUGACGAUGACGCCAUCAGCCUUAACUACGGAGGCGACGAUGUUCCCAUGAUGGACGAUCCUCAACUUGGAUUGGAGGACGGAGGACUCCCUCCAAUUGGAGACGAUGAGCCUUUGGCAUUUGGUGAUGAUGAAACUCUACAAUUGAGACAGGCUGCAGAUCGUGUUAGAGACACGGAGUCACCUCUGUCAGAAGCGGGCUCAGAGUUACUCCGAGACUUGGAUCGGACUUUCCAAGCACAAGCCGAAGGUGAAGAGAUCGAGGAAGUCGUCGCCCGCCAACCCCAGCGAAGCCGGAAACAGAAACCGUUGGCACCCGACACCGAGACCGUGCUCCACAAUAGUCAAAUCAGGACCCAAGCCGAAGAUCGAUCCAAAAUUCUCCGUGCUCCCUCUUUCCUACCCAGAGAUCCUCUCCUUCUGACUCUGAUGAGCAUGCAGAAGAAUGGUGAUUUCGUGCUGAACGCCAUGAACGAUGGCCGCUCCAAGAACUGGGCCCCUGAGCUUCAGGGUCUCCUCUCGUUUGACACCCUCACCAGAUCGGGCGAUCGCAAACGAAAGCGGGACAGUGGUAUUGGAGGCCUCAGUGAGGAUGAACAUAGCGAGAAAUCUCCUCGACUAGAACGCCCAGAUUUCGAUGAGGCUGUACAACUCGAUGAUGCCCAAAUGUCUCCUGGCCAACUCAUUACACAAGAUGAACAUCAACCAAUUGAUAGCGAACUUGGUCCUGCUUUGGAGGACAUGGUCCUUGGGGAAGAUGACGAAGGCAUCUUUGGUGGUGACGACGUCUUUGAUGAGACCACCAUGCCACUUGUGCACCCAGCAGAUAGUGGUCCCGUGUCUCUGGGUACGAAGCAUGCCGUUCACCUGCUCAGAGACCGAUUGGGAGACGCAGGUGGAGAAAAUCCAUCAUCUCCUGCUAAGAAAUCUGUUCUCCUUCAAGAACUUGUACCAGAACAACGGACCAGCAAAGAGGAUGCCACCAAGAUGUUCUUCGAAGUGUUGGUCCUGGCCACCAAGGAUGCUAUCAAGGUAGAGCAAGGCGACAAGUCGAUCGGUCUGCCCUUGAGGAUCCGAGCCAAGAGAGGGCUUUGGGGUUCAUGGGCCGAGACCAGCCCUGGUGACGACCCGACAUCGCAAAACGCCUCACAGCAAGUUGCCGUAGAGGCUUAG
Exophiala bonariae is the source of this 1815-nucleotide messenger RNA. RefSeq lists its product as uncharacterized. Gene Ontology annotation, molecular function: chromatin binding; protein binding. Gene Ontology annotation, cellular component: mitotic cohesin complex. NCBI's taxonomy places the organism in Eukaryota, Fungi, Ascomycota, Eurotiomycetes, Chaetothyriales, Herpotrichiellaceae. The record is from RefSeq and is a predicted model, not a curated record. The transcript has 2 exons. The coding region runs from base 1 to 1815 and encodes 604 amino acids. Gene Ontology annotation, biological process: mitotic sister chromatid cohesion; replication-born double-strand break repair via sister chromatid exchange.